Messenger RNA from Cyanistes caeruleus (blue tit), 2013 nucleotides. Lineage: Eukaryota; Metazoa; Chordata; Aves; Passeriformes; Paridae. The record is from RefSeq and is a predicted model, not a curated record.
GCUGACACCCACAAACACAACCCAGCAACUCCCAUCCACCCACAGCUGAGAGAUGGGCUCAGGGCUCAGGGGAACCCUCGGGGCGCUGCGGGGCCGAACGCAGCCCUUUCCUCUCCUCCUCUUCCUCCCUGUUCCAUGCAGGACAGCCAUGUGUGUGGGGAAGUGCAGCCGGAUCGUGGGUCCCUGCCUGCUGGUGCUGGCCACGCUCUCCAUGGCAGCCGGAAUCCUCCUGCUCUUCCCUGGUGGAGCAUCCAAGUACCUGCUGGAGGGGCACAUCGGCAGCCACGCCAAGGCUCUGCCGGGUGUCUGGGGAGGCGGUAUCGCUGUGAUGCUGGCAGCGACACACAUCACGGCGCUGGGGUGGCAGCGUGUCCCCCACGGGUGCUCCUUGCAGGCGUUCAUCUCCGUGGUGCUCUCCAAGCUGGCUCUCCUGGGCGCUGCCGCCUGCUUCGUGCUCUCCGGGGUGGGACUGGCCAAUGGCCCCCUCUGCUUCUACAACAGCACCGAGCUCGGCCUCAGGCACGGCGCCUUCUGGGGUUACCCCUUCCUCGAUGCCACUGACCUGGGGCCUGACGCCAGGGCUGAGAACUACCUGCACAACCGGAGCACCUGGAGCAUCUGCCUGGAGCCGGAGGGCAUCGUGACCUGGCAUGUUGUCCUGUUCUCCCUCCUGCUGCUCAUCAGCGUGGCUGAGAUGGUGCUGGCCUUGCUCCAGAUCCUCAACGGCUGCCUCGGCUGCCUCUGUGGCUUCUGUGAGGGGAAGUAGGGCCCAGAGGGGGCAGUGCCAGGAGGCUUGGAGGAGGUGUCACCCUGGCUGUCACCGGCUGCUGGCACACGCUGCAGAGGGGGCACGGCAGGAGUUGUGAUGCCAGCCCGGUGCGAGAGCUCCCGUAGGGGAUGGACACCCCAAGUGUUGAAGCAGCUCGUGGGGCUGAUGUUCCAUGGGCUGCUCCUGUGCAGAGCCCCUGGCCUGGGUUGUGCCCCUUCCCUUGGGGCUGGCGGACAUUUGGGGCUGGAAACUGGCCCCAUAAGGGAUGGAGGUGAGGACCCGGCUCCCAGCACCCCAGUGUGAGCCCAGCAGCUGCCUCAGCCACUCCUCAUGAUACUGAAAUGAGGCAGAAAACCUGUUUUCUAACACAAUUUGAGGCAUUAGAAAGCAGGCAUUCUUUAUCACAGAGCUGGACACACACAGGAUCUCUCCUCUGAUCGAACGUGUGUUGUGAAACCCCAACAGGGGGUGUGUGUUCCAUCGUGAUCAGACAGAUUCAUUACAAGGGAUUUUCUGGAGAAUACAUAAACAUCACUUUUCCUAGAACAAAUUUACAUGCCUCCAUCCUUUCCUGGAAGUCCUUUUUUGGUCCCAGAGGGCUGUACUCACUGAGUGCCCCAAUAUUGUGACCUUGCCUUGAACUUCUCUCAGGCCAUGAGCUGCUGUUUCUUGUUACAUAACUUUGCCACAAAAGUCAUUAUGUUUCUCAUUACCUGUUUCUCCGCUAAUUCCAGAUGUGUUUAGCAUCCUGUGUGCCUACUUUUACACCCUUUUAUCUCACUUGCUAGUUAGUAUUUAAGUUCUAUUUUGCAACUUCAAGAGAGCUGAAAAUUUCUGUUCUCCAUGUUGUCUGUCACUUGUCAGCCUCCACCCACCCCAGUGGAAAAUGAGGCAUGGUGGUGUCACACACUGCAGAGCUGGACACUUCUGUUAAUCAGUUCAUGUUCAGAGCAGUUGAGCUGGUGUUUGUCACCUGCACAGGGCAGGAGAGGUGAAGGAGACUCAAGGUGGGGCACUCAGAUGGAGUUGUGCUGGGGGAGGCAGAGCUGGAAUUGAGGUGCAGCUCCCUCAGAGUUCACCCCUACACAAGUGUCAGGAGCAGCUGAUGCUCAUUCCCAGGAGCAGGACCUGUGCUCAGCCCCUUCCCCAUAACCCUUUCAGGACCCAGUGUGGGCCUGAGCCUGCCUGUGCUGGGAGGGGCUUUGCCCCCAGACUGACAAGGGUCAGAGGAGAGCAGAGAUGGC